AUGGUUACAGCGUCGAUAACAAAAAACGCAGUGGUAACAACAUCGACAACAGAAACAACAAUGGUUACAACAUCGACAACGAAAACAACUAUGCUUACAACGUUGACUAAUUCUCAUACAACAACAAUGAAUGUAUCAAGAUUCAGCAAAUGGAAACAAAAUGCCAUCACUGUAGCUGGUGGAAAUGGAGAAGGACAGAAAUUAAAUCAACUCAAUCGCCCUGAAGGAAUUUUUAUUGAUAAAAACAAAAAUAUUUUCAUUGCUGAUCGGUUUAAUCAUCGUAUUGUUGAAUGGAAAUGUGAUGCAAAAGAAGGACAAAUCAUUGUAGGUGGAAACGGACAAGGAAAUCGAGUAGAUCAAUUAAAUCGACCAACAGAUGUGAUUGUUGAUCAACAAAACCAUUUAAUCAUCAUUGCUGAUCGUGACAACAGACGAGUGAUUCAAUGGAUGAAUGAAAAUCAACAAAUUCUCAUUGAGAAUAUUGACUGUGAUGCCUUGGCAAUGGGUAAAAGUGGAUUUCUUUAUGUUUCUGAUUGGAAGAAGGAUGAAGUGAGACGGUGGAAAAUAGGAGAAUACAAUGAAGGAAUUGUAGUGGCAGGUGAAAAUGGCAGAGGAAAUCAACUUAAUCAACUCAAUAAUCCUACUUAUAUAUUUGUUGAUGAAGAUCAAUCUGUUUAUGUAUCAGAUAUGAACAAUGAUCGUGUGAUGAAAUGGAUAAAAUAUGCAAAAGAAGGAAGAAUUGUGGCUGGAGGAAAUGGUCAAGGAAGAAAUCUUAAUCAAUUGUCUUCACCUCAAGGAGUAAUUGUUGAUGAUUUGGAUCAAAUCUAUGUGACAGAUUAUGGGAAUCAUCGAAUAAUGCGUUGGUGUGAAGGAAAAGAAGAAGGCGAAAUUGUUGUUGGUGGAAAUGGUCAAGGAAAUCAAUUAAUUCAAUUGAAUUAUCCCACAGAUUUAUCUUUCGAUGAUGAAGGAAAUCUUUAUGUUGCUGAUUAUUCGAAUCAUCGAAUUCAAAAAUUUGAAACAAUUUUGUGA
Molecule: messenger RNA, 1029 nt
Organism: Adineta steineri
Lineage: Eukaryota; Metazoa; Rotifera; Eurotatoria; Adinetida; Adinetidae
Source: the annotation of a GenBank genome assembly